AGCCAGCGGAGCCCAGACUGCAGCAGCGACAGCACAUGGGUACUAGCUGCACAAUACCCAAAGCCACAUCAUCAUGGCCUGCCUGCAUGAGACCCGCACCCCUUCCCCAUCCUUUGGCAGCUUCAACACUAUCCUGACCGAGAGCUCCCUCCGCAAGCUGGAUCCGGACGGCUCGGACUGCACCCCCGAAAAGGACCUCACACCUACGCAGUGUGUGCUGAGGGAUGUGCUGCCCAUCGACGGGGGCGGGGGUGGGGGCAGCGGACAAAGCCCCACCCCCAGCGAAGAAACGCACGACCAGUUUGCCAACAGCGUGCUGCAGCUCCACGAGAACGAAGCGGGAAGCGGCGGGGGAGGCGGGGCUGGCGCAGGGGCCGGCACUGGGAAUCCUGAGGUGCGGCCCACCCGUUACCAUGCCGACCAAGUGCGCAUCCACUGCCAAACAGGAAGUGGCUUCCUGGAGGGGCUGUUCGGUUGUCUCAAGCCUGUCUGGACCAUGAUUGGCAAAGCGUAUUCCACUGAACACAAACAGCAACAGGAAGACCCAUGGGAGGUGCCCUUCGAAGAGAUCAUGGACUUGCAGUGGGUGGGCAGCGGGGCCCAAGGGGCUGUUUUCCUGGGACGCUUCCACGGGGAGGAGGUGGCAGUCAAGAAGGUGCGAGACUUCAAGGAGACGGACAUCAAGCACCUGCGGAAGCUGAAGCACCCCAACAUCAUCACCUUCAAGGGCGUGUGUACCCAGGCUCCCUGCUACUGCAUCAUCAUGGAAUUCUGUGCCCAGGGCCAGCUGUACGAGGUGCUGCGUGCCGGGCGCAAGGUCACCCCCUCGCUGUUAGUCGACUGGUCCAUGGGCAUCGCUGGCGGUAUGAAUUACCUGCACCUGCACAAGAUCAUCCACCGUGAUCUCAAGUCACCCAACAUGCUGAUCACUUACGACGACGUGGUGAAGAUCUCUGACUUCGGCACUUCGAAAGAGCUCAGUGACAAGAGCACCAAGAUGUCUUUUGCCGGCACCGUGGCCUGGAUGGCGCCGGAGGUCAUUCGGAACGAGCCUGUCUCUGAGAAGGUGGACAUCUGGUCCUUUGGCGUCGUUCUCUGGGAGCUGCUGACCGGAGAGAUCCCUUACAAGGACGUGGAUUCCUCCGCCAUCAUCUGGGGUGUGGGCAGUAAUAGCCUUCACUUGCCUGUGCCCACCAGCUGCCCCGAUGGCUUCAAGAUCCUCCUAAGACAGUGCUGGAACAGCAAACCCCGGAACCGGCCGUCCUUCCGCCAGAUCCUGCUGCACCUUGACAUUGCAUCUGCCGACGUGCUGUCUACACCGCAAGACACCUACUUCAAAUCCCAGGCUGAAUGGCGGGAGGAGGUGAAGCUGCAUUUCGAAAAGAUCAAAUCCGAGGGGACCUGUCUGCACCGCUUAGAGGAGGAGCUGAUCCACCGAAGGCGGGAAGAGCUCAGGCACGCAUUGGACAUCCGGGAGCACUACGAGCGCAAGCUGGAGCGGGCCAACAACCUCUACAUGGAGCUCAACUCCCUCAUGCUGCAGCUGGAGCUCAAGGAGAAAGAGCUGCUCCGGCGGGAGCAAGCGCUGGAGAAGAAGUACCCCGGGCUCUUUAAGCACCAUCCGUCACGCAGCCUCCUGCAUGGCAACACCGUGGAGAAACUGAUCAAGAAGAGGAACGUGCCUCAGAAGCUUUCUCCGCACAGCAAGAGGCCUGACAUUCUGAAGACGGAGGUGAUCAUGGACCCAACCCUGCCCCAGCUGGCCAUCCCCGUGUGCCAGAAAGGGCCCCCAUCCCCCGGGCGCAGCCGCCGGGCCAAGUCGCGCUACCGCAAAGUCAGCACCCGCGGCAGUUGUGGGGAGCUGGCCGAGCCCGGGGCAGCCAAGCACUUGGAGCCCUGCGCGGCCUUGCGGGGGCUCCAGCACGACCUCCUCCUGCGCAAGAUGUCGUCUUCCAGCCCCGACCUCAUCUCCACCACUCUGGGAGCCGAGGGCCGCAAGGGGGCCGCCGGGCCCGAAUCCCCGCCGGCGGAGCAACCCCGCAGCGAGACGCCCAGCGAAGACGCGGCCUCCGUGCCCUGCUCUAGCAGCCCCGAGUCACCCUCUUCUCGACAGGGUGCAGUGGGGCCGCCGGGGAAGGCAAGGCUGCAGCCAGAAGAAGAGGCGGAGCGGGAACAGGGCAGGGGCAGCCGGGCAGGAGCCACGCCCCAAUCCCAGCACCUCACGCCGGCGGCCAUGUUGUAUCGGGCAGCCGUCACCCGGAGCCAGAAGCGUGGGGUCUCCUCAGAGGAGGAAGAAGGCGAGGUGGACAGCGAGGUAGAGCUUCCACUCCGGCAAAGGUGGCCUCAGGCUAUGAGCAAGCGGCAGUCGCUCUCCACCUUCAGCUCCGAGAACUUCUCUGACGGGGACGGCGAGGAGGGCACCGGCAGCGAGGGCACCACGGCUUCCCACAGCGGGGGCACGCCUGAUGUGGCCAGCACCAAUACCGAUGAACGGCUGGACGCCGAACGCUCUGACGACGACAUCCUGGGGCACUCUGAUGGGCUGUCCGAAAAGGAGGCGGCCAUUCGGCUCGUCAAGCGCCAGCUCAGUGCUGAGCAGAAUGUUGGAGAGGACCCAGCUGCCUAUGAAGAUUCGGACUGCGACAGUGCCGAACUGGACCAUUCAGGCAGUGGGGAGGUGCAGAGACUUCCGGACAUGCCCAGUUUGUGAUCUCACCCGCUUGGCGUUCCCUUCCCUGGGUUGUACAGCUCCCCGCCCCUCCUCUGCCUCCCUGCACCACCACCUUCUCCCCAGAUAUUUAUAUAAAUAAUCUAUAAAGCUCUAUAUAAAUCUCUAUUAUCUCAUAAUCUCUGGAAGGAGAGCCAGCACGCCUCGUCCUCCCCGCCCCCUUCCACCCCUCUCCUGUUCCUGCAUUCUCUCGGACUGGGGGGGGGUGGCAGUUAAGGGUCACGUCCUGCCACCACGGCUUGCCGUUUUCACCCGGGGCAGCCGGAGACGUAGAACACAUGAAC
Elgaria multicarinata webbii is the source of this 3012-nucleotide messenger RNA. RefSeq names its product mitogen-activated protein kinase kinase kinase 12 (gene MAP3K12). The record is from RefSeq and is a predicted model, not a curated record. NCBI's taxonomy places the organism in Eukaryota, Metazoa, Chordata, Lepidosauria, Squamata, Anguidae. The transcript is spliced from 14 exons. Bases 74 to 2710 code for a protein of 878 amino acids. Gene Ontology annotation, molecular function: ATP binding; MAP kinase kinase kinase activity. Gene Ontology annotation, cellular component: cytoplasm. Gene Ontology annotation, biological process: JNK cascade; protein autophosphorylation.